Uloborus diversus is the source of this 3261-nucleotide messenger RNA. Its product is annotated as eukaryotic elongation factor 2 kinase-like. Gene Ontology annotation, biological process: protein phosphorylation. The record is from RefSeq and is a predicted model, not a curated record. Lineage: Eukaryota; Metazoa; Arthropoda; Arachnida; Araneae; Uloboridae. The transcript is spliced from 13 exons. Gene Ontology annotation, molecular function: elongation factor-2 kinase activity; calcium ion binding; ATP binding. Bases 119 to 2128 code for a protein of 669 amino acids.
AGUUCUCUCCAUUGGUGGAUUUCAGGAUUCAGAAGCUUCUGCUGUUAUCCUCGACUAUUUGCGUGUGAAAAUAUUACACUGGCUUGUGUGAUUACUUGCGUUGAACCUUAUUGGAAAAAUGGAGGAGGAGCAGUUCAAUUUGGAAAUUCAAGCCCUUCAUUUGGUUGAGCGAAAUUACAAUGUGAAGGAUGAUGAUGAUCAUACAAAUAGUUCAAUUUUCUCCACUUCUGUUGAAAAAUCUGUACAUGUUCGUCAGCACUGGAAAGAAGCUGCCAAGAAAGCUUUGCAUCUUUCUGAUCCAUGGGAAGAAUUUCAUCUCGAGCAGCUGGAAACUGAAGUUGUGUGUCGCUAUAGAUUCAAUGCAGUGCGUCAGACUUGGGUGAAAGAUGAGGUGUUGGUUAAAAUCGCAAAAGAGCCCUUCGGCCAUGGUGCAAUGAGAUCGUGUUAUAGAUUGAAAAAAUUGUCAACCUUUUGCCACCGUCAGAAUUGGAGAACUGCAUCUAAUUAUGUUGCAAAGAAAUAUAUGGAAGAUGUUGAUCGAAGUGUUUAUUUCGAAGAUGUAAAACUACAAUGUGAAGCUAAAUUAUGGGGAGAAGAAUACAAUAGACAUAACCCACCAAAAAAAGUUGAUAUCUGCCAAAUGAGCGUGAUAGAAUUUUUAAAAAGACCUGGCAAACCUCUUUAUCAUUUGGAACAUUUUAUUGAGGGUGAUUACAUAAAAUAUAACUCAAAUUCUGGAUUUAUAAGUUGUGAGAAAAUGAGACUUACCCCACAAGCUUUCAGUCAUUUUACAUUUGAAAGAUCUGGACAUGAAUUGAUAGUUGUUGAUAUACAAGGAGUAGGUGAUUUGUACACAGAUCCACAGAUUCAUACAGCUUCUGGUAUUGGAUUUGGUGAUGGUAACUUGGGAACACGUGGGAUGGCUUUGUUCUUCCAUUCACAUAUUUGUAACGCUAUUUGUGAAAGUCUUGGUCUUUCGCCUUUUGACUUGGCAACUACUGAAAAGCUACAGAACAACAAAUUGGCUAGUCUUCAGAUGUCCUGCAUAACUAAAGUAAGGGGUACAGAAGACAUCUGCAUCAGCCCAUCAAAUAAAGAACGAUCUCAUUGGAAGGAAUAUAUUCGCUCGCGUUCAGCAUCUGGAAACAGUCCAUCUGGAUCAUUCUCAUUCAUGUCUGAAUCCAGCGAUGGCAGUGUCAUUUCAAACAGAGAAUGCGGUUUUGAUAUCUCAGAAAUCCGGAGUUACACCUUUGAUGAUAAUCAUGAUUAUGAUGAUGAAGAUGCUGGUCUGGGGCCGGAGGAAAACAAUAACCACUUCAUGUUCCACAGCCAUGAUUCCGGUGUUGAGUCUGCCAGGGGAAGAAGACGAAGAUGCGAGUCGGAGUGCAGUAUUACUGAUGAAAAUGAAAUGGUUGAGUUUAGUCAACUCGUUGCAAGACAGUCAAGACCUUCAUGUGUGCAAAAUGCUGAGCAGUUGAUAGAAUUGAGGGAGAGCAACGAAAACAAAAAUUUUGGGAAUUCAGUCUUGGGUUAUAUUCAUAUGGACCUGAUCAAAUACCAUGAAAUGGGUCGCUUUACACCUGAAAGUCAGGAGUAUGAUCAUGAUGCAGCAUUUUAUCAUUUAAAGCAAGCUGCAUGCUGUAGUAAUUUAGAAGCUGUGAAUUUGAUUGCUAAAAUUUAUUUGCAAAUUCCUCAUGAUUUGCUGUGUGACAUUACUGUGCCGGAAACUGCGGAAAACUUUGAGAUAGGAAUGGAUUACAUGAAACAAGCUGCAAAUGCUGGUGACAGAGCUUCUAUGAUCUUUCUUGCCAAAACUUAUGAUAGUGGAGACAAAAUCACCAUGAAAAAUUGGUUUGAAGCUGUGAAUUGGUAUGAGAAAGCUAUCAAGACAGAAGAAGCAGAUGAAGGAGGAGAAUAUGAUGGCUGUAUGGAUAAUCCAAGUUAUGAACUUAUAGCUAGACAAGCUGAAUUGUAUAGAAAAGGUGGUUUUGAGCUGAAGAAAAAUCCCAGCAAAGCAGGUGAAUUAUAUAAUUUAGCUGCAGAAGUUGCUAUGUCAUGUAUGAAAGGAAAAUUGGCUAAUAAGUAUUACAUGCUGGCAGAAGAAACUUUUGCUGAAGUUGAAGAAUAAAUGUUCCUUUAUUUUUAUUUUUACUUUUCAGUCAUUUUCUUCUUUACUUUUGUUUUUCUUUUGAUAGUAUCCUUUACUUUCACUUGGCAUAUUUACUGUUAUUUUGAUUUGAUUCAUGUGGUGAUACUGUGACAACACUUUGUUAUGCAAACAAGUAGCUUAUCAGAAGCUUAUUCAUUUUCCAUUUUGUUAAGUUCAGCAUUUGUAAUUGUUGUAAAGUUGUGAUAUGCACUUUUUUUUUUUUCUAUCUUUCAGAAUAGCUUAUUAGAAUGAUAAUGUUUGACUUGUUUUACAAUUUUUUAACCAAAUGAAACAUUUAGGGAAAAAAUAGUCUUUUUUAUGUUUAGAAAGAUCUGAUUUGAUCUGAAAUUAAGAUUGAUAUGAUUGGAACUUGUUGUAUAGGUUUUCAAUUUUUGAGAAGUGCUAUUAAAAUAGGUUAGAAAUUUUUAUAUGAUACUACUUAAAUCAGAGGUGAUUGUGUUCGGGUAUUUUACCGGAUUUCCGGUAUUUUCAUCUUGAUUUCCGGUAUCUUCAUCUUCGAAAAUACCGGAACUUCUAUAUUUUCAGAAAAACCCACUUUUGUAAAACUUAGGGUGAUGUUUAAUGAAACACCAAAAGUCCAAACUGAAGAAGUUUUGUUUGGUAUAAAGCGUAAGCUACGGUCAUAUUUUGUAAACUCUAUGAUAAUUAUCGAAGAACAGCUGGGUUGGGGGAUGGAAUAAAGGCUAGAUAAGAAGAAUCUAUGAAAAAUUUCAAGAAAUGAGAAAAAUUAAAAGAAUUUAACUCCCACCGUGCACAUGGACGUAUUAAGUCCAAUUAAAGCUUCGAGUUUUAGCCCCAACAAAUAAUUAUGUGUAUAAAUUAUUUAUAUACAUAAUAUAAUGUAUAAAUACACGUAAUAUGUAUAUAUAUAUGCCCAUCAAAACACUUUUUCUUCUUGGAAAAAAAAGUUCAGGUAUUUUUUCAUGGAGUCACAAUCACCCCUGUUAAAUGUUUUCAAUGCACUUCCAGUGCACAGUAGUUAACUAAUGUGAGAGCAGAAUUAUAUUUGUAUGAAAAGUUUCUUUUGAAUUUGUUUAUAAGUUCAAUCCGUUUUUCCAGAUAAACGAGGGUUACAUUUAGAACAAAGCCGC